CAGGAGGCGGGCACUCCGGGGCGCUGAGGACUAUAAAGGGGCAGGCGGAGAGCAGGGGCCAUCCAGCCUGAGGCAGGUACCUGCUUGGCCUCUUGCUCAGGACUCAGGAUGGCUGCCGCCCGCCGCUGCCUCUCCCUGCUGCUCCUGUCCACGUGUGUGGCUCUGCUGCUGCAGCCGCCGCGGGCUGCCUCGGGGGCCCCGCUGGAGCCGGUGUACCCAGGGGACCAUGCCACGCCGGAGCAGCUGGCCCAGUACGCCGCUGAGCUCCGCAGAUACAUCAACAUGGUGACCAGGCCCAGGUACGGGAAAAGAGACCAGGAGGAAACGCCGCUGAACUUCCCGGAGUGGGGAGCCCCCGACGAGGUUGCCCCCAGGGAGCUCCGCCAGAUGGACGCGUGAGCGCCUCCUGCCGCCUCCGCCUCCGAGGACAGUGCCGGCCCGGAUCUCCCCUCCACACCCUCGGCUCUGCCCAAAGCUUGCUCCCCGCUCCCACACGGGCCAAAUAAAGCAAAU
This is a messenger RNA of Pipistrellus kuhlii (Kuhl's pipistrelle), 513 nucleotides long. It is a transcript of the gene PPY, whose product is annotated as pancreatic polypeptide. Gene Ontology annotation, biological process: feeding behavior; neuropeptide signaling pathway. The record is from RefSeq and is a predicted model, not a curated record. Bases 109 to 399 code for a protein of 96 amino acids. The transcript is spliced from 4 exons. NCBI's taxonomy places the organism in Eukaryota, Metazoa, Chordata, Mammalia, Chiroptera, Vespertilionidae. Gene Ontology annotation, cellular component: extracellular region. Gene Ontology annotation, molecular function: neuropeptide hormone activity; neuropeptide Y receptor binding.